Messenger RNA from Populus euphratica (Euphrates poplar), 1128 nucleotides. RefSeq names its product cytokinin riboside 5'-monophosphate phosphoribohydrolase LOG3-like. The transcript is spliced from 8 exons. NCBI's taxonomy places the organism in Eukaryota, Viridiplantae, Streptophyta, Magnoliopsida, Malpighiales, Salicaceae. Gene Ontology annotation, molecular function: hydrolase activity, hydrolyzing N-glycosyl compounds. Gene Ontology annotation, cellular component: nucleus; cytosol. Gene Ontology annotation, biological process: cytokinin biosynthetic process. The record is from RefSeq and is a predicted model, not a curated record. Bases 137 to 877 code for a protein of 246 amino acids.
AGAAAUAAACCAAACAAAACUAAGGCGGUCAUCCUUCCCUUCGUUUGACAUACGCAAACAAUACUAAGGAAGCAAAGAGGAAGAAUCAUGAGUUAAUUAAGCAUAGUUGUGAGUGAACCGAGCGAUCAGAACUAAAAUGGAGAUCAUAGAGACAACUACUCUGCAGCAGCAAUCAAUGUCGUCUAAGUUCAAGAGGAUUUGUGUUUUUUGUGGGAGUAGUCAAGGCAAGAAGACUAGCUAUCAAGUUGCUGCUAUUGACCUUGGCAACGAAUUGGUCUCAAGGAAUAUUGAUCUGGUCUAUGGAGGAGGUAGCAUAGGUUUGAUGGGUCUGAUUUCACAAGCUGUUCAUGAUGGUGGUCGUCAUGUUAUUGGAGUUAUUCCCAAGACGCUCAUGCGUCCAGAGGCUUCUGUUUCUCAAGGUUUCUGUUCCUCUGAUGAAUACAUCAUAGCCUUAUCCACUGUCUGCUUGUUGACUGGUGAAACAGUAGGAGAAGUGAAGGCAGUUGCAGAUAUGCAUCAAAGGAAGGCAGAGAUGGCUAAGCAUUCUGAUGCUUUUAUUGCCUUACCAGGUGGUUAUGGAACGCUGGAAGAGUUACUUGAAGUCAUAACCUGGGCUCAACUUGGAAUUCAUGACAAACCGGUUGGAUUGCUUAAUGUGGAUGGAUACUACAAUUCCUUACUCUCGUUUAUUGACAAAGCUGUCGAAGAGGGAUUUAUUAGUCCCAGUGCACGCAACAUUAUCGUUUCUGCACCAACAGCAAAAGAGCUGGUGAAGAAACUGGAGGAGUACGUCCCCUGUCAUGAAAGAGUUGCGUCAAAGUUGAGCUGGGAAAUUGAGCAACUUGGCCACUCUCAAAAUCAUGAUAUCUCUAGGUGAUUUGCGGAAGAUUGCACUAAAGGAGCAGAUGGGAGUUUGGAAGAAAAAGGAGCCAAUUUUGGACAACCAGUAUUGAAAUUUCCGUUGUGGGAAAUUUUUUUUUGUAAAUUAUUGCAAUUAAUCUCAAAAUGUUUAAGCUUCUUAAGAGCCCUUCUAGUGAAUUUGGUGUUUCUGUUGAGCUGUAAUUAAGUACUAGAUGCUUAUGAAAAUUCCCAUUUUAAAUGUAAAGUAAUUUAUGUUCCAUGUGUCAA